This is a messenger RNA of Phlebotomus argentipes, 1840 nucleotides long. RefSeq lists its product as uncharacterized. The transcript has 6 exons. The record is from RefSeq and is a predicted model, not a curated record. Lineage: Eukaryota; Metazoa; Arthropoda; Insecta; Diptera; Psychodidae. Bases 310 to 1518 code for a protein of 402 amino acids.
UUGCUGAGUUGUCGACGUGAGCGUGUGUUGUCGACUCUGGAAGGUUGUGCAAUCAUUCAGUGGCUGGGAAAUAAUUUCAGUGGUGAAAUCUUCUAAGAAUUUCCCGAGAAGCGCAAGAAAUUGACCAGAAAACCACACUUGAGCUGGAGGAAAAUUAACAAUGAUCGUCAUUGUGGCGGAGUGAUUGCAUAACAUGGUGGUAUCGUGAAGUGAAGUGAGUGAAAUCGAUCUUGAGCGUUUGGCUUGCUCAGUCUCAAUUGAAAGUGACCCUCUUUCCGAAGCCACUAGACUUUCAGUGCUCCUGCAACAAUGUACGUGAAAAUGAAUCUCCUCGCCGUCGCUCUCCUCUUUGGAUUUAGCAUUGGACUGUCUCAAGCGAAAGGCUCCCACAAGGUUCACUGCUCUGAAGAGCUGAUGCGAGUGGAGAUCUCCUUGCCAUCGGCCGAGCAGAUGCAGAAUCCUCAGGUGUAUUUGGACGGGAUGAAGGGCUAUCCUGAUCCCCGAUGCCAGCCGCAGAUCACGGAAUCUCUGGCGGAAUUCCAUCUCUCGCUCACGGAUAUCUACGAGUGCGGCGUGACGCGGAUUGUGAACAAGAUCACCGGCAAGAAGGUCUUCUAUCACAAGAUUAUCAUCGAGGGCAAGGGCAGCAAAGAAGUCGUGAGCGUGAAGUGCAUCACCACCGGUCCAGUGUACAAUGUCACAGCCAGAGGUCACGGAAUCGUGAGAAGGGACACUCUUCCGGCAGGAUUUCAGGAGCCAGAGGAUCUCGAGAUCACGACGAUGGUCAUCGAGAGGGCGCCGGAACCCAUCCUGGGCGUGGGAGUGCGACAGGGAGACGAACUGGUGUCCGGGGAGCUCAACGUGAGUCCCGGAACGCCGCUGCGUAUGGAGAUCUACCUGGACAAGGCCUCAGCGCCGGUGUACGGAUUGGGAGUGACGUACAUGCAAGUCACCGAUACGCGAACGCAGGAGGAAACGAUCAUCUUUAACGGAUGUUCCGUGGACCCGUAUCUCUUUGAGAACUUCGACACAAGCGACGGCGAUUUCCUCACUGCCAAAUUCAGGGCCUUCAAAUUUCCUGAAACGACUUUCGUGCAAUUCCGCGGCACUGUGAACGUUUGUCUGGACAAAUGCCAGGGCAUUCCCUGCAGUAAUGGUCAGAUUGGCUAUGGACGGCGGAAACGAGAGAUUCCCUCACAAGCAGAUCCGAACAAAGUGUACGAAAUCUCGAUGGCCACCUUCUUGAAGGUGAAUUACGAGAAGGGCGCGGAUAAAGCCACACUCGAUGAACUUGAGGCGAAGCUGAAGCAGCUGAAGAUUGCGAAUCAGAAGCUGGCGCGAAACAGCCGCGGAAGCAUACAAGAAGUGGACAAUUCGAAGCUGAACUACAGAUCAGAUGGCGAGUCCGCGACCGUGGAGGAAACGACGCUGGUGAAGGUGCAACAGGGAGCGGCGAAUGCGGUCACCUGGUCAGUUGUGACAGUACUCCUGGCCAGCCUAGGCCUCCUCCUGGUGUGAGAAUGCCGACGAAGUGACCGUGCAGAGAAUAUUACCGUGAUACGCGCCACUAAUUGUUAACGACGACUCAACGAACAUGUAUUAAAUGCUCCACUAAUGCUUUUCGAGUGUGUAUAAAAAGGACGACGAUCGAGUGUAGGAGAAUUCGAAUAACCACCCUCCCUUUAAUAGGUAUUAACGUGUAAGAGAUUAUUCAUACGCAUUGUGAUCUCCUAAUGAUGACGAAAAUUUAGGACCUCAUGACCUAUGAAUGUCCAGUAAUUAAUUGAAAAGCAAUUAACUAGUCUUCUAAGUGAAGUAAUGAGAGUGAAAUGAAUAAAAA